UCUCAUUCCGAUCAACAGACACAUUGCCAUUCUCCAAGAGAAAUGUCCAGCUGGUACCAUCCUAGUUAUGACAAGGGAGGUGUGGAAUUUGUCUGUACGGGGUACGGGAAAGACGUGGUGAAGGUGCUGACUGUCAGGAGAGAGGGAAAGUAUCAUUACAUCAAAGAGAUUGAAGCUAAUGUCCAACUGACGCUGAAGUCACUGAAGGAUUACAUGCAUGGAGACAAUUCCGAUAUCAUUCCCACCGACACCAUGAAAAACACCAUUCAUGCCUUGGCGAAGCUCAGAGGGAUUCGAACCAUUGAAGAAUUUGCACUGGAUAUUUGCAACCAUUUCCUGACAUCCUUUCCUCACGUUUCUCGGGCCAAGGUCUACAUUAAGGAAAUACCCUGGAGACGUCUACAGAAAGAAGGCCAGGAGCACGUGCACGCCUUCAUUCACUGCGGAGAAGCCACCCGCUUCUGUGAGGUUGAGGUGCUCCAGAACGUGCCGCCAGUGAUUCAUUCUGGAAUCAGGGACAUGCAGGUCCUGAAGACAACUCAAUCUGGGUUCGAGGGCUUCCGAAAGGACCGCUUCACCACCCUGCCUGAAGUGAGGGACAGAAUCUUCUCCACUGUUGUGUACGCCAAAUGGCGUUACCACACAUCAAGAGCAAUCAACUUUGAUGCUGCCUGGAAUUCCGUGAAGGAUUCUAUCCUUGAGGUAUUUGCCGGUCCCUACGAUUCUGGUACCUAUUCCCCGUCUGUCCAGAACUCUCUCUACGAAGCUCAGUGUCUCAGCUUGAGCAAGGUUCCAGAGAUGGAAGAGAUUGAAGUGGUUAUGCCAAAUAAGCAUUACUUCACAAUCGAUAUGACAAGGUUUGGGAUUCCAGAAAAUAAUGAGGUUCUGCUGCCCACAGACAAUCCAUAUGGGAAUAUUACAGGAACUGUGCGGAGGAGAGUUGCAUCCAAGCUGUAGUAAUGCCUUACUGGAGACAGUGCUAAUCAUGAGCACAGCAAGAGGAAACCUGAUGCAGCAGUGUGGUUCAAGUCGUUCAAAAUAAAUGAACAAAUCCCACUUGGAACAAAAUAAAUGCAGUCGAAAUGUAAAGCUUGAUCGUUGAAGGUUAUAGGCUAAAAUUUCACUAAAGUGUCAUUUCCCAUGCUUCA
Messenger RNA from Pristis pectinata (smalltooth sawfish), 1148 nucleotides. RefSeq names its product urate oxidase (gene uox). Gene Ontology annotation, biological process: purine nucleobase catabolic process; urate catabolic process. Gene Ontology annotation, molecular function: urate oxidase activity. The record is from RefSeq and is a predicted model, not a curated record. The coding region runs from base 43 to 957 and encodes 304 amino acids. Lineage: Eukaryota; Metazoa; Chordata; Chondrichthyes; Rhinopristiformes; Pristidae. Gene Ontology annotation, cellular component: peroxisome. The transcript has 8 exons.